This is a messenger RNA of Nerophis lumbriciformis (worm pipefish), 937 nucleotides long. It is a transcript of the gene blvrb, whose product is annotated as biliverdin reductase B. NCBI's taxonomy places the organism in Eukaryota, Metazoa, Chordata, Actinopteri, Syngnathiformes, Syngnathidae. Gene Ontology annotation, molecular function: riboflavin reductase (NADPH) activity; biliverdin reductase [NAD(P)H] activity. The record is from RefSeq and is a predicted model, not a curated record.
GGGGGUGGAGUCUAAUAUGCGGAAGCGGCCCCCCGAGUCUCGACUUGCUACAGAAUGGACACACUAAUGUGACUUUUUAAAGAAGAAGACUUACACUCCGACUCUCGGGACGAUCUCAGCUGCGGACAAUGUCUGACUCCAUUAAGAAUGUGGCCAUUUUUGGAGCGACGGGAAUGACCGGCCAGGCCACCGUGCCCCUCGCGGCGGCUGCAGGCUAUGACGUAACAGUGCUGGUCCGGGACCCCGCCAGGCUGCCCGCCGACCACAAGGCGUCCAGGGUGGUGGUGGGGGACGUCCUUAAUAUGGAGGACGUGAAGAAGACCAUGGAGGGCCAGGACGCCGUCAUCAUCGUGCUGGGCACCAGGAACGACCUGAGUCCGACCACCAUGAUGUCUGACGGCACCAAAAACAUAGUGGAGGCCAUGAAGGCUCGUGGCGUCCGCAAAGUGGUCGGCUGCAUGUCGGCCUUCCUGCUGUGGGAUCGCGCCAAAGUCCCGCCCCGUCUGCUUGCCGUCACGGAAGACCACGACAGGAUGUACAAAGUCCUGAAGUCGUCCGGUCUGGACUACGUGGCCGUCAUGCCGCCUCACAUCGCCGGCGAUCUUCCUCUGACGGAGAAAUACUCGGUGACAGAGAACAUGCUGAAAGGACGAGCCAUCUCCAAACACGACCUGGGACAUUUCUUCGUCAAGUGUCUGUCCACCAGCGAGUGGGACAGCAAGACCGUGGGCGUGUGGGGGGACUCCAUGUAGUGCCGCGAGUUGCUCGGCUUCCUCUCACAAAUUAUACAUCACAAUAACGCUUUUGUUCACUAUAAUUCUGAUCAAGACAACAUUGUAUUGGGACACAUUUCAAAUAGGUACCAAAGCUUUUAACCAAACAAUGUUUUGUUUUGUGAUUUAAAAAAGAAUAUAUAAUACUAAUAUUAUAAAAAAUG